CAUUUCUCUUUAAUGGUGCCCCAUCUUUACAAAAUAUACUGUAUACUAUAAACAAACUUAAAACCCUGAGGAAACACACACACGCACACAAAACCCUUAAAGAAAAAAAAAAAAUACUUACAUACAUACACAUAAAACAUAUAUCAUUGGUUCUGUUUUUUCAUAGGAUAUCAUUCAAACUGCAGAGCCUUUAUUGCUUUCUGCUAUCUUUAUUUUUUCUCUUUCUGAGUAAGAAAAACGCUUGAAGCUUGAGCUUUCGAAAAUAUGGCACCAAAGAAUGGACGUGGAAAGACAAAGGGAGAUAAGAAGAAGAAGGAAGAGAAGGUUCUCCCAGUUGUUGUGGAUAUAACAGUGACUCUUCCUGAUGACACUCAUGUUAUAUUAAAGGGAAUAUCAACUGAUAGAAUUAUAGACAUUCGUCGACUAUUAUCAGUGAAUACAAUAACCUGCAACAUCACAAACUUUUCAUUAUCUCAUGAGGUAAGAGGCCCACACCUGAAAGAUACGGUGGACGUCGCCGCAUUGAAGCCCUGCACACUCAAUCUCAUUGAAGAGGAUUAUGACGUUGAAACCGCUACAGCACACGUGAGACGGUUGUUAGACAUCGUCGCUUGUACGACGUCGUUUGGACCGUCGCCGGUGAUCAAGGAAGAUUCCGGCAAGACCUUGCCGGAAAAUAAAGCGGCAAAGAAAUCGAACAAAUCGCAACAAAACAAUAAGAGAACGUCGCCGCCGCCUCGGGGACCGGAACAACCGCCGGCGGCGAAAGAUGUUUCCGUCGACGGAGAAGGAGAGCUGAGCAAUUCGUGCCCUAAGCUUGGCAGCUUUUAUGAAUUCUUUUCUCUUUCUCAUCUCACUCCUCCUAUUCAGUAUUUAAGGAGGGCGACAAGGCAAAUAGAAGAUGGAAUUUUAAUUAAAAAUCAUCUUUUCUCACUUGAAGUGAAAUUGUGCCACGGAAAGCCUGUACAUAUUGAGGUUUGCAGAAAUGGGUUCUGGAGCAUCGGAAAGCAGCGGAUUUUGUGUCACAAUCUUGUUGAUUUGCUGCGUCGACUUAGUAGAGCGUUUGAUAACGCUUACGAAGAUCUCAUUAAAGCAUUCAUCGAAAGGAAUAAGUUUGGGAAUCUUCCGUAUGGUUUCAGAGCCAACACAUGGCUCAUACCUCCUGUUGCAGCGCAAGUGCCUUCCGUUUUCCCAUCUCUUCCUGCAGAGGAUGAAAGUUGGGGCGGAAAUGGGGGUGGAUUAGGUAGAGAUGGCAAAAGUGAUUUGCAUCCUUGGGCUAGUGAAUUUUCUUAUGUUGCGUCUAUGUCUUGCAAGACAGCAGAAGAUAGGCAGAUUCGAGACAGAAAAGCGUUCCUAUUGCAUAGCUUAUUUGUUGAUGUUGCCAUUUUCAAAGCUAUAAAAGCCAUUCACCAGAUAAUGGAAAAGGCAAAUGCAGAUAGUUCUGUUUUAAUUGGUGAAACUAUACAUACAGAGCGUGUCGGGGACUUGAGAGUCACCGUCUUUAAGGACUCCCCAGAUGCUAGCUGCAAAGUAGAUACAAAGAUUGAUGGAUCCCACACAAUUGGGGUGGAAAAAGAAAGCUUGGUGGAGAGAAAUUUACUGAAAGGCAUCACUGCUGAUGAGAACACUGCUGCUCAUGAUAUUGCUACUCUAGGAGUUGUCAACGUAAGGUAUUGUGGUUAUACUGCUGUUGUGAAAGUUGAGGAGAGAGAGGAUGAUAACAAAGUUUCUCCAUUGCCAUACAUUGAGCUUCUUGAUCAGCCUGAUGGAGGAGCCUGCGCCCUCAAUAUUAACAGUUUGAGGUUGUUGCUUCAUAAAAAAACUUCACAACACAAUCAUGUUCACCCUAACUGUAAAAGACCUGAAAAUGAAGACCUCAGUACUUCCACAGUUUCUGUUCAGAAGUUAUUACAGGAGAGUCUAAGUAAGCUCCAGGAAGAGUGUGUUGGAAGUGAUACUUUUACAAGAUGGGAACUUGGAGCUUGUUGGAUACAACAUUUACAAGAUCAAAAGAAAACAGAGAAUGAAAAGAAAGUUUCCAGUGAAAAAGCGAAAAAUGAGAUGAGGGUUGAGGGGCUUGGGAAGCCUCUUCGAUCCCUCAAGAACAAGAAAAAGGAUUCAGAGGAAAAAAUUACAGAAUCAAAAGUUUCUGAUGCCAAUGGGGAAGUGGAGAAAUCUGUGUUAGAGCUUUCAGAAUCUCAGGUUGAGGCCAAUGCAACUGAAAACGAGGUUGCUCUAAAGAACCUGUUAUCGGAUGCUGCUUUUACCAGGCUUAAAGAGUCAGAAACUGGACUCCAUUGCAAGUCUUUGGUGGAGCUGAUUGACCAAUCUCAAAAAUAUUACAAUGAUGUUGCUCUUCCGAAAUUGGUUGCUGAUUUUGGUUCAUUGGAACUAUCACCAGUUGAUGGGCGAACUCUAACUGAUUUCAUGCAUACACGAGGUCUACGCAUGCGUUCUCUAGGACAAGUGGUUAAACUUUCAGAAAAGUUAUCACAUGUGCAAUCUCUGUGCAUACAUGAAAUGAUAGUACGAGCUUUUAAGCACAUUCUACAGGCAGUGAUUGCUAGUGUUUCUAAACCUGAAGAAAUGGCUGAUGCAAUUGCUGCUGCACUGAAUCUGAUGCUUGGUGUUCCUGAAAGUGAGCAAUCUGUUGGUUCUCUAACAAAAACAUGGCUAGAAGUUUUCUUGAAGAAACGAUAUGACUGGGAUCUUGCCACCUUUAACUACACAGAACUCAGAAAAAUUGCUAUACUACGUGGGUUAUGCCAUAAGGUUGGCGUGGAGCUGGUUCCAAGAGAUUUUGAUAUGACUUCUCCCCAUCCUUUCAAAAAAGAGGAUAUCAUCAGCUUAGUACCAGUGCAUAAGCAAGCAGCAUGCUCAUCUGCUGAUGGACGCCAACUCCUGGAAUCAUCAAAAACAGCUCUGGACAAGGGAAAGCUGGAAGAUGCGGUUAGCUAUGGGACAAAGGCUCUUGCAAAGUUAGUUUCUGUGUGUGGUCCGUAUCACCGAAUAACAGCAGGAGCUUAUAGCCUACUCGCUGUAGUUUUGUAUCACACUGGUGACUUUAAUCAGGCCACAAUCUACCAACAAAAAGCUUUGGACAUCAACGAGAGAGAACUGGGACUGGAUCAUCCUGAUACCAUGAAAAGUUACGGGGAUCUUGCUGUCUUCUACUAUCGCCUUCAACAUACAGAGUUGGCUCUCAAGUAUGUAAAACGGGCAUUGUAUCUACUACAUCUUACUUGUGGGCCAUCACAUCCAAAUACGGCUGCAACAUACAUCAAUGUUGCUAUGAUGGAGGAAGGCCUGGGAAAUGUUCAUGUCGCCCUCAGAUAUCUCCAAAAAGCUCUCAAGUGUAACCAAAAGUUACUCGGCCCAGACCAUAUCCAGACUGCUGCAAGUUAUCAUGCCAUAGCUAUUGCACUCUCUUUAAUGGAAGCUUACCCUCUGAGUGUUCAGCAUGAACAAACAACCUUGCAGAUACUACGCGCAAAGCUGGGCCCUGAUGAUCUACGUACACAGGAUGCUGCUGCAUGGUUGGAGUAUUUUGAAUCCAAGGCUCUAGAACAGCAAGAAGCUGCAAGAAACGGAACUCGGAAACCUGAUGCAUCUAUAGCUAGCAAAGGUCAUCUUAGUGUAUCAGAUUUGCUUGACUAUAUUAAUCCAAGCCAUGAUGGCCAGACGGAUGGUGUGGGUUUAAAAAGAAAAAGCUAUAUCCAAAAGUUGAAGGGGAAAUCUUACCAAAACUUGGAGCUGGCAAAUUCUGAUGACACAUCUCCAAAAAAUCUUGUGAAAGAAGUUUCAAAUGAAGAGAAACAAGAGCCAGAACCAGCCCUUGAACAUAACAAACUGGUGAACGAAGAACUCGACUUUCCGCCCGUUGACCCAAGCCCACCUAUCAAAGAAGAACACGCCGAAGAAGAACCAAUUCCGCAAUUGGCGGAAAUUGUUGCACAGGAUCAUCUUAUUGCCAAUGAUAUCUUUCCGGAAGGAGAAGAAGGAUGGCAACCAGUUCAGAGACCACGAUCGGCAGGCUCAUAUGGACGGCGACUACGCCAGAGAAAGGCAGCUUUCAACAAAGUGUACAGCUAUCAAAAGAAAGAUUUACUCCAUGAAUCUGAAGAUAAAUUGAAGAAUAACUUGCAAAAUGGUAAGUAUCACUUUAUAAAAAAACGGGCAAGUUAUGUCGAUUACCAUGCUGCAAAGGUUCCCUCUCAAAAUCAUAAAUUUGGAAGAAGAAUUGUCAAGGCUUUGACAUAUAGAGUUAAAUCAAUGCCAUCAUCGGCUACAGAAGAAAACUGUACAAGUGGUAAUGAGGAAUCUAAUGCAUCAUGUGAAGUGCCCCCCACACAAAUGACAAAAGAAGUAGGACAUGUACCAACGAGAAGCUCUUUACUUAGUCUUGGAAAAUCUCUUUCUUACAAAGAAGUAGCUCUGGCCCCACCAGGUACUAUUUCUAUGCUGCAGUUUGAGUCACAAAGUGAUAUUCCUGAUGACAAGGAAAUUGAUAAUGGUAAACAUGAAGAAUCCGUCAAACCAAUAGAAAGUUUUGAGUCUGCAAUCAAGGUUGAAAAAGUCGAGGAAGUUGGGAAUUCGAAAGAUGAACCAGAAGGUCUUUCCGAAACAGAAGAAACUCGUCUGAUAGAAAUUGAACCUACAGAGACUAUACCUGAAACUGUAAAUGUGGUGGAACUCAAUUCUUCCAAUUUUGUGGAGUCUGAUAAGAUAAUAGACAAAAGUGUCAUUGACAUGCCAAUUCCUGUUAUUUCCUCUAAUGUAGAGGAUUCAUGUACCGAUGUUAAGCCUAGUGAUGAUUCCGCAGUUGCUUCAUAUGAUAAGUCAACAAUUACUUCUCCAAAUAAGAGGUUAUCUGCAUCAGCUACUCCAUUUAACCCAUCACCACCUAUCCGUGUUGCUCCAAUCUCCAUGAACAUUGGUCCUACCCCAUGGCAAAUGAACAUGGCUCUUCAUCCCAGACCCGGAGUAAAUCCAUUGGUCUCCUCUCCUCACCAACCGUACCCUACACCACCAGCUACCCCGAAUUUGAUUCACCCAUUGCCUCUUAUGUACUCUCCCCCAUAUACACAAGCCCCGUCAUUGCCAAUGACCAGCAGUCCAUUUCAUCCUAAUCAUUUUGCAUGGCAAUGCAAUAUGGGUGCUAAUGGGUUACAGUAUGUUAGUGGGCCUGUUUGGUCCAACUGCCACCCUGUGGAGUUCUCUAUCUCACCGCCAGCAGUAAGACCCAUUUUUGAUCCAAAUGUGGAUACAAAACAGGAACAAGUAAGUGGAACUCCUAAUUCAGUAAUAGGGGUUGAUAGUGCGGAUGAUGCUAAACAAGAAGAAGCCAAUCUACAAGAAGAAGCCAAUCUUCGAGCAACAAAAAUUAUUAAUGAAAUUGUUGGGGUAGGUCAAUCAGAGAAUGUUGGUUUAAACUGGAAUCUGGAAAGCAAUGGUGAUAAAUAUGUGCAAAGACCACCUAAAAAAGUUGAGACUGAAAAGACGUUUAACAUCUUAUUCAGGGGAGGAAGAAACCGAAAGCAGACUUUGAGAAUGCCAAUUAGUUUGCUGAACAAACCAUAUAAAUCCCAGUCUUUCAAAGUCGCAUAUAGCAGAUUAAUUAGAGAAGGUCCAAAGUCUGCCAACUUCUCUGCUGACGAAAAUGAAGCAGCAGCUGCUACAUAAGGCUGUGUCUCAUGUAUGUAGUUCCAUAGUUUUGCCACGUGGUCACAAGUUUUGGUGCCUUGGAUCAUGUGGUUUUCCGUUGUGAAGUUACAUGGAUCUCCAAUCAUCACUUCAAGAGAAUUUACAGGUUCAAAAGCGUGCAGAAUUUCAGAGCUGUCGGAUAUUGGCAAGAACAAGGUUUAAGAAAUUUUGGAUUAUUGGUUCAUCUCCUUAGAAGACUAAAUUGGGUUAUAGUUUGUUCUUUUGAUGAUUAAAUUGGAUUGAUUUGUAUAUGAUACCAUUUUUGUUGAAGCUGAGAUUUGAUUUAGACUCAACUGCAUUCAAAAUCUCCUGGUGAACCAUGCAAAACUGCUGCUGAUCCUAAUAAUAGAAGAAAUUUAGUUUUUCUC
Molecule: messenger RNA, 6071 nt
Organism: Erigeron canadensis
Lineage: Eukaryota; Viridiplantae; Streptophyta; Magnoliopsida; Asterales; Asteraceae
Product: protein TSS
Exons: 25
Coding region: 265-5682 (1805 amino acids)
Biological process (GO): organelle organization
Cellular component (GO): cytoplasm
Molecular function (GO): protein binding
Source: RefSeq, a predicted model, not a curated record